UGAACGAUAUAAUCAGAACUUUGUAUUAACAUCUCGAUUCGGUGAUACGAUGGUCGUCGAAAACUGAAUGUGCAAACUGAUUCGUUAUCCUAUCAUAUGUAUCAUCGUUUGAAUCAUGUCUACUCCAGAAGAGGUGAUAGAGAGUUUAACAGCACAGGUGAACGAACUGCAAGCAUUGCAGUCCGUCUACCCAACCGAGCUGACCGUGAUGGACCAUGGGGUUUUGGCUGACAUCAACAAAUACAUCGAGUUUCCUAAUCAUGAACCACCACGAUGGCUGGAGUAUGCAAUCGCAGUUUCAAUGAACGAUAAAAGUAUUGAGCUACUAGUAAGCUUGCCAACUAACUACCCGAAGGAGCAACCUGAAGUAUACGUGAGAAGCUCCUGCUUGGACAGAACGCAGCAGUGUCUGCUGAACAAGGAUCUCUCUGUCAUCGUCAAAGCCCAAGAGGCAGGUGAGCCUUGUAUCUACACGCUGAUAUCGUGGCUGCAGGACAACAUUGAGACUUAUCUCGAAGCUUCCGUAUGUAACCAAGCGAUUAAGCACAGCGAUGCGAAUACAAGCGGCACGGAAGAUCGGAUUACAGUAGUUUUCUCCAGAUAUUGGAUCUAUAGCCAUCAUAUAUACAGCAGGUUCAAACGGCGGGACGUAAUUAAUUUGGCGAAAGAGAACUCCAUCACAGGAUUCUGCUUCUCCGGCAAACCGGGAAUAAUUUGUAUAGAGGGAACUCUGGAAGAUUGUAAUUACUGCUGGCAGAAAAUUAAAGCUAUGAACUGGCAAAAGAUAUUGAUAAAAUUAAUGGAAAAAGAGGAAGAUUGUAGUAAUGUGGAUAAUAUGCGCAAGUUUACAGAGUUUGAAGAAAUUUCGUUUGCUACUAACGAACGUCACAAUGACAUGGGUCAGCUUCUCAAGUACUUAACUGAUCAUGACUGUCAGCACGCGUUUAAGGAGCUUUUUGGAAUAGAAGGAAAAUUUGGUAAACUUUCAGAUUAA
This is a messenger RNA of Cyphomyrmex costatus, 994 nucleotides long. RefSeq names its product RWD domain-containing protein 2A. Bases 116 to 994 code for a protein of 292 amino acids. NCBI's taxonomy places the organism in Eukaryota, Metazoa, Arthropoda, Insecta, Hymenoptera, Formicidae. The transcript has 3 exons. The record is from RefSeq and is a predicted model, not a curated record. Gene Ontology annotation, molecular function: protein binding.